Molecule: messenger RNA, 516 nt
Organism: Ostertagia ostertagi
Lineage: Eukaryota; Metazoa; Nematoda; Chromadorea; Rhabditida; Trichostrongylidae
Source: the annotation of a GenBank genome assembly
AUGGGACAGCGGAGUGUCUACGAUCCACACGAUCCUUGGGCAUUCCGUAACACAUGGACAGGCGAGAUACGGAACAGCUACGAAGACCUAUGGAUCUGGGUCACGCUGAUCGUCGGGCUUACUCUGUUGGCGCUUUGCGUUCUCAUCCCCGUAUUGAUUCAUAUCUACUGUAGAAGUCUCUGCCGUUGUUUACCAUGGUGUCGAUGCUACGAUCGACUUCUGUCUGUGUGUUACACAACGUCGUGGGAGCAGCGUCAACGAUCCAGAGAACGACGAUGUCCCAAAGCUCAACAUAUCGACUUCGAAGAAAGCCGUGGCGUCUCGAACUCAGAACCUGAGUCCGAAGUACCGUCUCCAACAGAACAUCAUCCACGUCCUGUCUAUCGAUCGUAUCCUGAAAGCUUCUAUCCGCGUAGUGUAACCUUGCCUCCUACGAUACAUCAAAGUCAGAGAAAAGCUCACGCUCAAAAUCACGGCAGAGUCCGAGAACCAUCGGUGCCACGACUAAAGCUAUAA